Cuscuta campestris is the source of this 1145-nucleotide messenger RNA. NCBI's taxonomy places the organism in Eukaryota, Viridiplantae, Streptophyta, Magnoliopsida, Solanales, Convolvulaceae. The record is from the annotation of a GenBank genome assembly.
AGCAGAUGAGGAAGAAGAAGAAGCAUGAGGUGUGAAUUUCUUCAAGAUGGGAAGAAAAACUUUUGAUUUUUUCCCAUAUGCAUUUGGCUCCACAGAUCUUCUUCUUCCCUUGUUCUUCCCUGAAAGUUUGGAAGGGAAUUCAGAAAAGGGAGACUGGAAAUACACUCCAAGAACAUUCAUUUUGGACUGGCCCUUCUGGUACUCUUUUUUUUCUUGCUCUAUUGUUUAUUUUGCUCGACCCAAAAAAAUUUGACAAAAUAUAUUACGGAGUAAUUUUUAAAUAAAAAAGUGUUGGAACAUAAAAAGCUCAAUGUCUUUGGCCGUGCAAUGCGGUUAUCUUCCUCCCAAAUUCCAACGAACGCGGCGGAUCAUCUCCGGAAUCCGCUCAAAUCCGCCGCAAGUGUUCAUAUCUACAAACCUAAACGGCGUUGACAUCCAUUGCGUCGGCGAGCUAUACUCCGCCUGCAACCACUCUUGCAACCGCUUUCCCAAACUCGACGUCGAUGGCCGAGUGGAUCCCGUCGACCCCAACAAGCUCCGUAAAGCUCUCCUCCACAGCUCCGUCGUCGUCGCGGUGUUUGUCCAGCCCGAGAUUCGCUCCCGUUUGGCGGCUUUUGGAGGAGAUUUGGCUCGGGCGAUGACGCCGUCCAACGGAAAAUUGGUUGGAUUUGGUCGCGCCGUCUCGGAUUCUGGGCUAGCUGCUUCCAUCUACGAUGUAAUGGUUAUUCCUUCAUUACGACGGAGGGGAAUCGGCAAGAGGAUAGUUCAAAAAAUAGUUAGGAUGCUUACAGAUAAAGGCAUAUAUGAUAUAGCUGCUCUCUGCUCUGAUGUAGAGAUGCCAUUCUUCAGAGCAUGUGGGUUUGGAGAUGACAUCCUCGGAUCCACCGCAAUGAUGUACACCGUAACCACUCGGCUUUCAAAUGGAGAUUGCUCAGUUGGGUAAAAAUGUUAGCCAGAAAUGGCUUUGAUAAAGGGCACACAUGUAUAUAGCUAAGCUUUUCUUUGAUCUCCAUAAUUCUAUAGGAAUAUGAAGCACUCCCUAUAUGCUUGUUACUCCACUAUGGAGUAUUUGAUUUAGUCCAGGAAUGUCAAUCCUAUCCUACCCGAAUUGACCUUAAAAUAUUCGAAUCCGAACUGAAUUUUUU